Messenger RNA from Rhincodon typus (whale shark), 1885 nucleotides. RefSeq names its product pancreatic lipase-related protein 2-like. Gene Ontology annotation, biological process: lipid metabolic process. Gene Ontology annotation, molecular function: triacylglycerol lipase activity; protein binding. The transcript has 13 exons. NCBI's taxonomy places the organism in Eukaryota, Metazoa, Chordata, Chondrichthyes, Orectolobiformes, Rhincodontidae. Bases 74 to 1501 code for a protein of 475 amino acids. The record is from RefSeq and is a predicted model, not a curated record.
AAAUAUUGAGAGCUCUAGGAGCAUAUAUAUAAGAGAGAGAACCCCAGUGAACUCCAGACGGUGCACUUGUGUCAUGGUCUUGGGGAAGAUGCUGAGGCUCCUGCUUGCCGUCAGUCUCCUUCUCAUCCAGGUUAAUGCGGAGGGCAUUUGCUUUGAUAGACUUGGCUGCUUCCCAAGUGGAUACCCAUGGACUGGGACAAAGGAGAGGCCUGCUGCCAAAGUCCCUUGGAGCCCAGAAAAGAUCAACACACGUUUCCUGCUGUACACCAGGCAGAACCCAGACAAUUAUCAGGAAAUUAGUGGAACAAGUCCUGAGACAAUAGUUGUUUCAAACUUUAGCCUUGAUCAGAAAUCAGUGUUCAUCACUCAUGGAUACCUGGAAAAUGGAGAUAUCAGCUGGGCUGUAAAUCUAUGCAAGAUGAUUCUGCAUGUGGAUGAUGUAAACUGUAUCUGCGUUGAUUGGAGAGGGGGUUCACAAUGUUCCUACAGCCAGGCUGCUCAAAACAUCCGGGUUGUGGGAGCAGAAACCGCAUACUUUCUGGAUGCUCUGAAGAGUUACUAUAAUUACACUGUGUCUGAUGUGUACCUGGUUGGACACAGUCUAGGGGCACACGCAGCUGGGGAAGCAGGCAAGCGGACUCCAGGGAUUUCUCGGAUUACAGGGCUUGAUCCAGUUGAGCCAUAUUUCCAGAACACUCCACCUGAAGUCCGACUGGAUCCCACUGAUGCAUUGUUUGUUGAUGUGAUUCACACAGAUGGUUCAUCCCAAUUUCCCAGUAUUGCAUUCGGGAUGUUUCAAGCUUGUGGGCACGUGGAUUUCUACCCAAAUGGUGGUGAGAACAUGCCAGGCUGCAGCAAGAAUAUCCUUUCAACCAUCCUGGACAUUGAUGGGAUCUGGCAAGGUACAAAGAACUUCAUUUCUUGCAACCACUUCCGUGCAGUUCAAUAUUUUUCGGAGAGUGUUUUGUCGCCUGAUGGUUUUUUGGCCUUUCCCUGUGGCAGUGAGAAAGAGUUUCAGGCAGAGAAGUGCUUUGCGUGUCCAGCUGACGGCUGUCCAACAAUGGGAUACAAGAUUGGACCAUAUCGCCCAGCACCUGGCCUACUACAUCAGACCUUCUACCUUCAAACAGGAGACUCCAGCCCCUAUGGAGUUUGGCGUUACAAUGUGUCUGUGACACUCUCAGGCUCUCACUCUGUUUAUGGGAUUUUGCAUGUUGCUUUGUAUGGAUCCAAAGGGAACACUCGACAGCAUCAAAUCACAAAAACGAAACUUCGUCCAGGUGAAACAUACUGGGCGCUCAUUGAUGCAGAACUGAAUGUGGGUGAUGUUACCAAAGUGAAGUUUCUGUGGAACAACAAUGUGAUCAACAUAUUCCAGCCCAAGCUUGGAGCUGAGAGCAUCAGCUUGGUGCGAGCGAAGGACCACGCCAGUUUCCGUUUUUGUGCGAAUGAGGUGGUUAAAGAGAAGACUCUGCAAACUCUCACCCCCUGCACCUCGUAGAAAAAUCGAUCUGUGCUGAUUGGACUGCACAUCAAAUCUGUCUGUCAGAGAAAUAGAGUCCACUCUCCAAUUCCCAAAUUCCAAACCGAAUGUUUCUGUGAAUUGUUCUGGGAAAUUUUGAAUCAAAGAGAACGGGGAAUAACAUGCAUCAAGGUCACAGAGAAUUGAUUGGUAAAGGAAUAUUUCAAAAUCUUCAACAAACUACAUAUCAGAAAAUCCAAUGAGGUCAGAUAAUUCCUGUCAAGGCACCAUUCUCGGUUGAUUCGAUAUUCCUGCACAUAGAGCUGGAGUGGAUUCCUCUAACAGAAGCAGACUUCAAUCAUCAUUGGUGGAUUAGCUUCGAUUCAGCCUUCUGUAUCAAUCAAAUAAAAAAAAGACAACUUA